Paramacrobiotus metropolitanus is the source of this 3976-nucleotide messenger RNA. RefSeq names its product atrial natriuretic peptide receptor 1-like. The coding region runs from base 525 to 3644 and encodes 1039 amino acids. Gene Ontology annotation, molecular function: ATP binding; protein kinase activity; peptide receptor activity. NCBI's taxonomy places the organism in Eukaryota, Metazoa, Tardigrada, Eutardigrada, Parachela, Macrobiotidae. The transcript has 24 exons. The record is from RefSeq and is a predicted model, not a curated record. Gene Ontology annotation, biological process: cGMP biosynthetic process; receptor guanylyl cyclase signaling pathway; intracellular signal transduction.
CUUUUUAAUCGCCAGUUAUUGUAGCGUGUUCGCACCCGGGAAUAGUGUUCACGUUUUAUCUCGUUCCGUCAUAUACAUACCAGGUCCAUGUCAGUUUACAUCAAUUCCAUGUAUCGACGAUAUUAUUUCGCAUUUAUAUUUAUUCUGCGAAAAAUUAACAUACCGUGCUUUGCAUAUUAUUUUUUUUAUUUUGUAUGUGUUUAUUUCCGGUUUAAACGCUAAUACGAAUUACAGUCAAUACGGAUUGCCGAGUGAAGAGGUGGACCUUUAUGGCAGCGCAUUAGGGAUGUGAUUAGGCACAUCUGUACAGAAUUAAUAAUCCAGUGCCAACGCGGAUGUCAUGAGUAGCUGGCUGCUUCCGAUGCGGUGUCGGGGAGAGAAGCUGGUGUGUGUAUAUUGUCCUUCCCACGAGAUUGAUACACAACACGGUAUAAUUGUACUGAUUGCCACUGUGAGGAUCUCAGGAUUGCGCUUCGCACCGGCUUGCCAAAUGAGAGAACCACAUACUGCAGCCUAACAGCUAAAUGAAUCGGCUAAUCGCACUGCUACAAUGCCAGCUCUUCUACGGAUUCAUCCACACAUCCCGGGUUAAUAUUAUCAUUAUCACUCGCGAUGACCCUAGAUUUGGAUUAGUCUCCACCGGCCCCGCGUACGAUCUGGCCAUCGACAAUGCCAGGAUCGCAUAUCCGGAAGUAUUUCGAAAUGUUAGCGUGCAUUCGGUGCACUACCGCGUCGGGCGCUAUAUGGGCUGUCCAGAGGCCGGCGAAGACAUGGGGCUCAUUGCGGCGCGCAAUGUCGGCAUGCAGACGCUCCGGCAGUUGGAGGGGUUCAGUGUGAUGGUGACACCAGGUUGUAGUCCGGAAGUGCUCGUGUUAGGUGAUUUUGCUCGCGAAUGGGACAUUCCACUCCUAGCCAGUUCCGCCAGCGACAACAAAAUCACCAAUAAAAGCCGGUAUCCCACGGUGACUGCCUACGGGCCCGUGGACAUGACUAGCUUCACAACGGCCUCAAAAAAACUCUUAUUCCAACAUUCGUGGAAGACGGUGUUCUUGCUGUUCGACAAUAUGACACAGUCACCGUCGGUCGGCACCGUCUACUCGCUGCUGUUCAAUAAUCUGCGCAGUCAACUGGAGCAGCAGAAGCACAUCUACACGGUGUCCGUCUUGACAUUUGAUUCCAAGUAUUUGCUGAAUAAUACCACAGAGAUUCUGCUGCGUCCCCGGGAUGAAGCCCGAAUUAUUUUCAUCUUCACCAAACCGGCAAUCCUGCGGGACAUUCUGAUUGCUGCAUAUAUGCUGGGCAUGGCUAACGGAGAUUAUGUGUUCAUUGCACCAAUGUCAACUAAGCAGCCGACACUGGGCGAUUUAUACUGGCAGAACAACGACAGUUCGGAUGAGAUGGCGUUUAUCGCCUUCCAGUCAACCAUUAUCAUGGCGCAUCCUACUCCAAACUGGGAGGAGUUCGAAUCGGUAUUCGAGACCAUUGCCGCCAUUUCGCAGACCAAGUACAAUAAAACCCUCACCAUGGAUGAAUGGUAUAACGACGUUGUCGUCUGUGCUUACGAACUGAUGGAAACGGUAGCAAUGCUGAUCAAUGAAGUGUACCCGUUUAUCGGCAAUGUCACCGGGCGCAGUUUCAGUCAGCGGGCUUGGAAUCGAACAUGGGAUCUGGAUCUGCAGAGUGUGUACAUUGACCAGAAUGGGAUGCGCAAGGGUAAUGUGCGUCUGACCCGCAUCAACACCAGCAGCGGACUCUUCGAGGAAACAUGGUUUUAUUCGGCAAGGAACAACACCUUGACUGUCUCGAGCUCCGCUCUGGCUGAUACAUGGUACAAUCGGACAAGUUUCCCACCGGAUGUGCCGCGGUGUGGAUUCCGACACGAGCGUUGUUUGGAACAACAAUCUCUAAUAAUUCUGCUGUGCGCCAUAAUUGCCCCACUUGUCGCCUGUCUGAUCCUCUUUCUGGCAUUUUUCUGUCAAUGGAGGCGCAUGAAGCGGAGAGAGGAAUAUUCCAUGUGGUGGAAUUUGGAUCCUUACCGGUUCAGUGAGGAUUUAUCGCGGAUCAGUUUUACCGGAAUUGUCCGGGAUGACAGUGGGCGGCAGGAUUUUCUCUUGAAAUACAGCUCAAAACUACGCCAGUAUGACGGUAAAGCGGUGUGGACGGAGACAGUUAGCCCCGCCCUAUCCGUUGAAGGGAUCGCUUCCAAGGAUAAAGUCAGGAAGUGCUUUGUAGCGCUUCGCCACAUUCAUAAUGACAAUAUUGGCCAAUUUUAUGGUAUUGUCACGACGAAAAUGACCAAUCAUCUGUUGUGGGAUUUCGGUGCACACGGCUCGUUACGAACACUUCUAGACUCCGAUAAUAAAGCGGUGACACACGACCUUAUCAUUUCCAUGAUUUGGGAUAUUCUGGAAGGAAUGUCGUACAUCCAGAGCAGUGACCUGCACUUUCACGGAGUUCUAUGCAGCAUGACCUGUAUGAUUGACGAGCGGUUUUGCCUGAAAUUGUCCGGCUACGGAUCUACCAAGCUGCUGUACUACUUGACCAAGAAAACCACCGGAAGCAACUGGGAUCCGCUGGUGCUGUGGUUUCCGCCGGAGAUGCUUCGUGACCCACAGAACCCCGGAUCGAAGGCAGCGGAUGUGUUUAAUGUAGCGCUGAUUAUUGUCGAGAUGUUCACACGCAAUACGCCCUUGGAUGCCAUACUGGAGAGUGAGAGUAGUCGCAAUCAUAUAAUCGACAAUCUCCUGACGAUGAACUUCAACCUCCCGCGCAUGCCGGUGACGAACGAAGUGCCGCGGAUGUUGCAUAAAAUCCUGGAGGACAUGAUGCUGGAGAAUCCCAAGGAUCGGCCGAGUUUGAAGAUUUUCACCACCCGCUUCCAGCGCUUCUUCCAAAAGCGGGGAUUCAUUGAAAAGCUGCUGAUCCGCUUGGAGAAGUAUUCCAAGGAAUUAGAGGCAAGGGUGGAGAUGCAGACAGCGGAUUUGCUGGAUGAGCGCGCCAAGGUGGAUGCGCUCCUCCGCGAGAUGAUCCCACAGACAUUUGUUGAUAAACUACGAAAUAAAGAAACGGUGGAAACGGAAGCGUUUGAGUUGGUGACGAUAUUCUUCAGCGAUUUACCAGAAUUCGGCAACGUGUGUGCCCUUUGCACACCGUUCCAGAUAAUCGCGUUGCUAAACGGUGUUUACUCGGCAUUUGACGUUGUUCUGGCCGAAUUCGAUGUUUACAAAGUGGAAACGGUUAACGACUCCUACAUGGUGGCCAGUGGUCUUCCACAACGAAAUGGACAGCGACAUGCACCGGAAGUUGCUCAGAUGGCACUGCGUCUUGUUGGCAUCCAGCUCAAUUCUCCGUUAAAAGACGGUAACACUCUUCAGUUACGCAUCGGCAUCCACUCAGGGCCGUGUGUGGCGGGAAUUGUGGGUUUACGAAUGCCGCGCUACUGUUUAUUUGGUGACACCAUAAAUACCGCCAGCCGUAUGGAGAGCCACGGAGCUGCUGCUAAAAUACAUCUAAGUCCAACAACCAAGCACUUAUUAAGCGCCCAUGGAGGUUUUCUGAUUCAAUCGCGGGGAUCCAUUCCCAUAAAGGGCAAGGGCGAAAUGGAGACAUUCUGGUUACUGGGACUCAAGCUGAGCUCGAUGUAAUAUUUAUUUUGCUUUAUGCAAGUAUCCUUUUCUCGUCUCUUCCGAUUGACGUGCAACGAAUUCGUGUAUAUUUACACUCCGUUAUGUCGUUGUUUUUCCGAUGUAUUUGCUCCAGUAACGUUUGGCUCCCUUUUUGCGUACCUCCACUACUCUGUACCAGGCUUCCAAAAGGAGAAUCUGCAUCAGUGCGAGUAGGCUUGUCUUGCCGCUUGUUUGUCAGACUUGCAUUUUAUCAAGUACGAUCACAGUACUCGAGCAUGCACACAUGUGCUUAACAAUAAAAUUAUCAGUUUUUCUGUCGUUUGGUUUUUUUUAGUCCAUAUGUUUUGUUA